Blepharisma stoltei is the source of this 788-nucleotide messenger RNA. Lineage: Eukaryota; Ciliophora; Heterotrichea; Heterotrichida; Blepharismidae. The record is from the annotation of a GenBank genome assembly.
AUGGGAUCUUCAGAAGAAGAAAUAGUUAGACUACAACAAGAAGUUGAGCAUUGGAAAUCACUAUAUUUUCAAAGCCUUCAAAGAACUCAAGAGCUUGAAGCACAGCUAGGAAUCAGCCCCAAAGAGUAUAAGCCUCCAGGGCAUGAAAGGCCUCAUUCAAAUAGGCAAGAAGAUCAUAAAUCUUCUCAGACUAAAAAUAAGCAAGGACCCAGUAAUUUUUAUUUAGAGUACAUAAAAAAGCAAGAUCACCAGUUAGAUCAUAUAAAGAAUAAACUUAGGCUGGCGUGCUCGAAUAAUGAUAAAGCUCUGCUAGAAGAGGCAAUAAAAGAAGCUGAAUUAGCUGGAAUGAGUGACAUUGAUCACGCUAACUCCCCCCCCCCCCCCCUCCGUGAGCGAACAAAACCAUUAGAAAAAUCGCCAUUUUUUGACCAAAAACCCACCCUCCGUGAGUGAACAAAAAUUUUUUUAAUAGAAAAAAUUUUAAUGAAAAAAAAUUUUGAUAUAUAAGUGAUAAUUAGUAUAAUGAAAUCUAGAGCUAAUUCUGUUUAAUUUUAAACAAAUUGCGUUUUUUAAAACAUAAAUUUUGCAAAUUAAAUUAAUAUUUGCUUCCAAUUUUUGCAAAUUAGGAUUUUUUUAAAUUUCGAAAAAAAAUUUUUUUAUAAAAUUUAUAUAUAAAUUUUUUUUAAAAAAAAAAAUUAACCCCCCUCCGUGAGCGAACAAAAUUUUUUUGUUCGCUCACGGAGGGGGGGGGGGGGGGGAGUAAGAGGAAACUGGCGUCACUAAUAUAA